AGUCCAAGGUAUAUCUGGAAAACAAUUAACGCCAUUCUUGUUAUCACAAAUUGCAAUACAAACCCAAGGCAAAUCGGUUGAUUGUAAUUUGAAUCUAGUUUAUAAUAAUGCAAAAGCUGGAGCUGAAAUUGGCAAAGAAUUACUUGCUCUUGAAAAGCAAGUAACCACUCAUAUACCAGAAGUCUUAAGUAAAGAGACACAUAUAUUAACUAAAGGAUCUACCGUUUCCAGUGCACCUGAAACUCCAAACAAACCUGCUAGCAAGAACGAUUUACUAAUCAUUGGCUCGAUAGCUUUAGACACGGUAGCUAAAAUGAACCCAGGUUCAAAAUUACAAGAUUCAAAUCCAGGAACAACUACAAAUUCAGUAGGAGGAGUGGGAUUUAAUAUUUCAUUAGCAAGCAAAUAUGGUUAUGCUAAUUCGAAAUUGAUUUCACAAAUAGGAAAUGAUUUUGCGGGAACCUUUAUUCUUGAUAAAUUGAAACAUGAAGGAAUAGAUACAAGUGGGAUUACUUUGGCUAAUGGUAAUACUGCUCAGUAUACUUGUAUUCAUGAUUCAGCAGGUGAAUUAGUAGUUGCAUGUGCUGAUAUGUCACUUAUCGAACAAGAUUUUUCAGAAAAUAUCAUAAAGGAAAUCGAGUACAAUCAACCUAACUUAAUUGCAAUGGAUUGUAAUUUAUCACCAACAACAACGUGCAAAGUAUUAUCAUCUAGUUUAUCAAACAUAAUUCUUGAGCCAACGUCGCACAUAAAAGCUAAAAGGAUAGCAGAAUUCAAUCUUCAAUGUUUCCCCAAUAAUAAAAUCCAACUUAUUACACCUACGAUCCAAGAAUUGAAUUCAAUAUAUGAAUCAUUCCAAUCAAAGGGAUACUUUAAUGAUUUAGAUAAUUGGUUUCCUGUGUUGGAUUCCUUCAACAUUAAUUCCAAUUUCAGAGACAAAUUAGACAGAAUCAAUACACCAACUAUAAAAGAUCUUCUAGCACAAGGAGUAUUCCAACAAUGUUUCCAUUUGUUGCCAUACUUUCAAAACAUUUUAGUUAAGCUAGGAGAUAAAGGUGUAAUACUAAUCAGUUUAUCUACAACAAUCGACGACUACAAAUCCAUACCAACAACAUCACAGUACCGGCCAGAGAUUCUACUCACAUCUCAGGGAACGAAACUUUCACAAGGUCGCAUGGGAAUCUCAGUCGAAUACUUCCCUAUUCCGCAAGAAAAUCGGAACUUGGAUAUAGUCAAUGUAACAGGAGCUGGUGACUCUUUUUUUGGAUACUUGGCUGCUUAUUUAUCAAGAUUCAAUUGGUUAAAUAGUGAAAUCACUUCAGUUGAACAAGUUUGGAAUAAAUGGGAGUGUAUUUAUAAAUGUCAAUUGGCAAGUGGUCUUUCAUUGGUCAGUACUAAUGCUGUAAGUGAAGAGAUUUCAAAGUUAUAGAAUGAUUGUAUUAGUUUGGUUUUUGCAACCAAAGAUUAAAGUGUAAAAGAUAAAUACGAGUGGUACUGGGACAACAUAUCUCGUAUAUGCAUGUCGUAACAACUUGCGCAAAAUUAGAGUUGCUAGUUUACAAAAGAGCAUGUAGUUGUCGCCCAGUACAAUUUGACCUAUUUUAAGAUUGUUUCUACCAAGCCUCCCAUUUGGUUCUUUCAAAAUUAACACUGAAGAACAUCAAUAAAUAUGUGACAUUACCAAAAA
Molecule: messenger RNA, 1687 nt
Organism: Spathaspora passalidarum NRRL Y-27907
Lineage: Eukaryota; Fungi; Ascomycota; Pichiomycetes; Serinales; Debaryomycetaceae
Exons: 2
Coding region: 314-1429 (371 amino acids)
Source: RefSeq, a predicted model, not a curated record